CUGCGGCCCUCGCGUGGCCGCCGGGUCCAGCCGUGUGCCCGCCGGGGUCGUGUCGGCUCCAGUCGGGCCGUUUCCAGUGGUGCGGCGGUGUGCUGCAGCCCGGCGGACGAUAUGGCGGACUCCGGGGUGGCGUUCACUUUCGACGAGCGGCGCGCGACCUCGCUGCGCCAGCUGCUGACCUGUGACCGGAGGACUGACCCGGGCGGUGACCCGAGGUCAGGUCACCUGACCACGGAGAUGCCCGGGGAACGUCGCCGCCUGCCCGACCACCUGCUCUAUCCGAUGAUGAACAUCAAGUCGGCGCGCACCACCUCUCGCACCCAGCUGAAGCAGCAGCUGAUGCGGCAGCAGGCCGAGGAGCAGGAGGCCCGAGAGCGGCAGCGGCACCUGCUGGAGCUGCAGCGACAGCAGCAGCAGUCGCAGCCGCUGCCCACGCCGCAGACCGCCGCGCCGCCGCGCCUCCACAGCGUCGAUGUGCCCAACAAGGUGCUUCAGGUGGAGACGCGGCUGCAGCACCCGACGCCGUACCACAUGCUGCAGAACCAGAAGCGCCAGGUGCGGGAGUACCUGUCUAACUCCGGGGAGCCGUCGCCGACGGAGCCGGCGCAGAUAAUGUCUCCUCCGUCCAACCAGACGAGCACCACCUCCGAGGCGACGGAGGUGGAUGAGCUGCUGGACAAUAUUCUCAGUCUUCAGAGCGAUCAUGCAGAUUCCACCGGCAACACGCCGUCCAGUCUCCAGGAGCGCUCUGUGGCCGGGCCGCGUGGGGUGCUGCUCAAGGACCCCGCUUCGUGUCCGGACGGCGCCGACCCCUACAGCGACGAGAUCCUCAGCUCCGACCAGGCCUUCCAGUCCUUCUUCAAGGACAGACAGAAAAAAGACAACCACAAUAUGAUCGAACGAAGAAGACGAUUUAAUAUAAACGACCGAAUCAAAGAGCUGGGGACGCUGCUGCCCAAAUCGAGUGACCUGUACCACGACAUAUCACGGGACUGCCGCCAGAACAAGGGCUCCAUCCUGAAGGCCUCAGUCGAGUACAUCCGGAGAUUAAAACAGGACCUGGAACGAGCCAAGGAGCUGGAGGCGCGACAGAAGCAGAUGGAGCAGGCUAACCGGCGGCUCCUGCUGCGGAUACAGGAGCUGGAGCUGCAGGCCAAGGCUCACGGUCUGCCGCUACAGGACGAGCUCUGGAAGUCACUGCCCGAGGACACCAACACCACCGCCUCCGCCGCCGCUGCUGCUGCCUGUCCGCUGACGGGCGCGCGGCCGGUGUCACCGGCGACCGCGCCGCCCCCGCCCCCGCCCCCGCCGCCGCCUCCGCCGCCGCCGCCCGAGCCGGCCGCCCCGGUGGCGACCAGCCAGCCGCAGCAGCCGGGAGCCAUCCAGCAGUCACCGGCGCUUCGGGUCAAACAGGAGCCGCCGAGUCAGGAGCCGCUGGACAUGGCACCCGGUGCCGACGAUCUGUUCGGGGACACCUCCAUGUUCGACAGCCUCAUGGAGGGCGACGACGUGCUCGACCCCAUGUUCUCCUCGUACAACGGCUCGCUGACGCUGGCGCCCGAGCUGUGCCCCGGUGUCGACGAGCACGAUCCGAUGCUGGCGGCGCUGCUGGCGCUCGAUGAUACGCUCAGCGGCGGCGACAUCAACAUGGUGUAGCUGCCGACGGUGACGCGCGUCUCCGCGGAAAGCGAGCCGUGGUCAGGACGCGAGCCGCUGUUUUCAGGAGUGAGUCCGAGGGCGGGGAGAGUUGUAAAUUAUGAACAGGUGCCCGAGAGGAGGAGCUGCUGCCUCGCCGGCGCGUGUUGAGAUUCGGAACGUAUGGUUGCGUUCGUCGCCAGUAGGUGGCACUGACUCGUCGCCCGUUUGGUUGGAUUGUCGUUAAGAUGUGUCGUAUUGAUGUAGAGAGGCUCAGUUUGGGACGACGGGUGUGUAGAAUGCUCGUGUGCGCGUGCCGAAGCGACUGUGGUCAUUUAACGUUUUCUAUGUGUCAUCAAAGUUGGUGUGAAUCGCGUUUGCAUUGUUGCAUAGAUUUCAGACGAAAUAUUUUAAUAGCCUUAAGCGUUUGCUAUUGGUACCUGUAAACUUCGUGCCAUUAACGACAGCCGGACUGCCCCGUUCGGCAGUGAGGGGAGAUGUCGUGUGUACAGAGUGAAGGAGGCGGAGAGAGAGUAGUGGGGCUGCGGCGCUGCGCCCGCGGCUCAAGUCGCCUACAUUCCGGAGCUGCGCGGCGUGGUUCGCCCCGCGGCCGCAGCGCGGCGCUGCCGUCGGCCCCACCCUUGUUCUGCGGCUCAGAGCGUCCGUUGUGAGCCUGCGACCUCUGCUGUCUGGGCGCCGGUGCCGUAUGUGUCUCGCCGUGCCGCCAGCUCCCCAGUCGUUGAGCAUAGUCUUCCCAGUAGUUUUCGCUGCCUGUCGCGCCGGUGCGGUGUCAGCCUGCGCUGCAGACUGACUCGUUAAUGCCGUGGUGGCCCGGUAGGCGGCGCUGCGAUCGUGUGACGCCCAGCGCCACCUGCCGACUGUCGCACCCUCCGUCUGCACCGUUCACCCUGUCUCCGCGCUGUCGUCUCGUGCGCCGCCCGUGCCUCUGCUCCGCCGCUGUCUGUCCUCUGGUGUUCUCCGUGUCCGGUGUGCUCCCUAUCACAGCCCCUGUGCUCUGUCACAGCUCCCUGUGCUCUGUGAGAGCAUCCUGUGCUCCCUAUCACAGCUUAUGUGCUCUGUGACAGCCCCUGUGCUCUGUCACAGCUCCUUGUGCUCGCUGUCACAGCUCCCUGUGCUCUGUGAGAACCUCCUGUGCGCUGUCGCAGCCCUCUGUACCCUGUCAGCGUCCACCGCCGCCUAUCCCGAACCUCGCCGGCCAACCGGCCCUGUCUCCUGUCCGCCCCGUGUCCACUGUCAACUCACCGCCGCGUUUCGGCUGACGCGGGCCACCAGUGGCCUUUCUGUGUGUUCAGGCCGCGGACGGUGGCGUCGCGGCGUCGGUGAACUCUGCAAUAUCAGGAGUCGAGUGGGGAGGGAGGGAGAAUGAGAGAAAUACCAUCAUGUGUACCGAC
This is a messenger RNA of Amphibalanus amphitrite, 3047 nucleotides long. Its product is annotated as transcription factor EB-like. Bases 112 to 1656 code for a protein of 514 amino acids. The transcript is spliced from 9 exons. Lineage: Eukaryota; Metazoa; Arthropoda; Thecostraca; Balanomorpha; Balanidae. Gene Ontology annotation, molecular function: protein dimerization activity; DNA-binding transcription factor activity, RNA polymerase II-specific; RNA polymerase II cis-regulatory region sequence-specific DNA binding. Gene Ontology annotation, cellular component: nucleus. The record is from RefSeq and is a predicted model, not a curated record. Gene Ontology annotation, biological process: regulation of transcription by RNA polymerase II.